UAGUAUAAUGUCCACUGCCACAAUAAUAUUCCAAAUAAUGCUGUCUUUCAACACAGCUCCUUAUACUCAAGCUCCCUCUAGUUCAUUGACUGAUCCAGCAAGACUCCUAAGCUUCAUUUUUGCCAUUCAACAAGUCAAUAGGAAAUCUCCGCUUCUGUACAAUCUCACGCUUGGCUACAACAUCCAUGACAACUAUUUCAACACCCUUGGCACUUCAGAUGCCUUGCUGGACAUGCUCUCAACUGGAGAAGCCAAUGUUCCCAACUACAGAUGUGGAAAGAAGGACAACCUGAUGGCUGUUCUUGAUGGAUCUUUUGAUGACAUCUCCAUUCAGAUGUCAACAUUAGUAGGUACCUACAAAGUCCCACAGAUCAGUUAUGGAAUUAUUUCAGAAGCUCUGAGUGAUAAAAGACAAAUGCCUUUUUUCCAUGAGAUGCUCCCCCAAAAUGGGAUCCA
Messenger RNA from Pantherophis guttatus, 456 nucleotides. The record is from RefSeq and is a predicted model, not a curated record. Lineage: Eukaryota; Metazoa; Chordata; Lepidosauria; Squamata; Colubridae.